UGAGGUGACGCCGGAAAGGGGGCGUGCCCUGGCAGGGCCCGCCAUGCCGAAGCGCUCCUGCCCCUUCGCAGAGGCGGCUCCCCUCCAGCGGAAAACACGCGUGGGGUUGCGGGAGCUGAGCCGUGGCGUGCGGGGCGAGGAGUACCGCCGGGAGGUCUUCGAGAGGACCCGGCGGCUGCUCUUCAAGGGCGCCCAGGCGUACAUGGAGGGCGCCUGGCCCGCCAGCCCCGCCGCCACCUGCCCGCUCAGCCGCUCGCCGGAGCCGGGCGGAGAGGCCCAGGGCGGCGGCGCGGGGCGCGGCUGGAGCGGGCAGCUGCUCAUCGGCCCGGACGGGAAGCUGCUGAGGCGGCCCGGCCACACCGACACGGUUCCACCCGUGGGAGUUUCCAAAGCCUGUUCAUCGUGUGUAAGAACUGCUGAUGUCAAGGAAGCAUGUACACAGUGCGACCAGUUCAUCUGCCAGAACUGCAGCAGGCUCUGCAGCUGCUGUAACACAGUUACCUGUUCUUUGUGCUCCACUAUUGAGAAAGUCACUGCACCCAGCCCAGCAGCAGGCGCAGCCCUGACCCAGGCAGGAGGCCACGGCCGGGACUUUGUCCCAAUCUCUGUGCCACAGCAGAUGGAGGUGAUGGGAGGAGGAAGGACUAUGCUACGGACUACCUACCGCACCUCCUUUGGCUCAUUAAAUCUGCACUUGUCCACGAGACCAAGGAAAGAGGGUCUUGCAGCUGCCUUUUACCAUUUACAGGGGGGCUGAGCUGUAUGUUGGGUCUCUGGUCCCCACAGUGACCCCGGGAGCAUCCACAUCAGGACACUGCCCAUGAGAAAAUAAUUAUUUAAAAUAAAAGAUGUUAGUUCAUAGCACACCCUCUAGAAGGGACUGCAGAAAAAGAUCUGAAAUAGGUUAUGGCAUAAAAAAGAAUGAAAGAAUGCUAGGGAGGAGGAAGAAAUCUAUUAUUCCUUGUCUGCUGGGAAGAGAGGGGAAGGAGGAAGGUGUCCUAAGGAAAAAGUCAACAGGUAAAACAGAACUGGAACUGAGACAAAACUGACUAAAACAAGCAAGAGGGGACAGCGGAGAGCAGCCUGGUCUCUACAGGUGCCACGCAGCAAUCUGCAUCCAGCCUCUGUGCAGCCGGGAAGCGAAAGCCCAGCUCCGUGUGCCAGCUUUUCCUGCUCCCGGGAGAGGAGAGCGCUCGGCAGCAGCAGGACAGAUGGCAUUGCAGUCACCGCUGCUCCUUGGGGGGGCUGCAGAUGGGAGCUGGAAGCCUCUUUGUGCUGCUCCAGCCUCCCUCUCCAGCAGCCCUGGGGCUGCCACCAGCCUGCCCAGCCCAUCACCUGCCACUUACACAGGUGCACACGUGCACCCCGGCACUGUGAAAAUUCCAGCUGGACCUGUUAAAAAAAUAGGUGCGUUUAUAUCUAGGGUUUCCUCCAUGUUUGAAAAGUACUUUUCCUUCCUUGUAAUAUAUGCUGGUGUUUUUUCAUUAUGAAGAGGUUGCUAAAAAAACUGGGCCACCAGCAGUGACCUGAGAUGAAAGCUGACACGGCUGUUUUGCACAGCAGAACCCGGUCACCGCUGCCUCACUCACACCCCCACUGCGUCCAUCUCGGCGCUUUCCUGCAGUGUCCUGCGGUCCUCUCCCACCUCUGGCAAAGCGCAGAUGGGACAACUUUCUCAAAGUUACCUGGAAAACUACUGGGCAGCCCAGGAAGCAUCACCCUCAGCAAAACUGAGCUGCUCACUAGAAUAAAUCCAUUGUAAGUAACACGCAGUCACCUUUGGUCUCCACUUCCUUAACAGCUGAGCAAAGGAGCACAGGAAGUAAAACUUUGGAUAGGUAAAGUAAUUUCAAGCUUUACAAUCAAGUAAAGUGAGAUACUAAGUUUAAUCCCUUUAUCUUAGUUACACAUGAGUUACAACCUCACCUGUGUAAAUAAGUACAUUUUGUUCUGCUUGCUUAUACCUCCCUUCCUGUGCAACUUUCCAGUCCGCAGUUGCACCAGGUGACCUUGCUCUUUCCACUUCGUUUUUAUGCAGUUUCAUGUUGUACUCAUUACUGGACUAUCUGCAGGUAUUCCUGUUUCCCUGUCUAGUUUAAUUUCCCCCAAUAAUAUCAGAAAAAGGAAGAAUUGCAGCAGCUCCACCUAUCAUAUGGAAAGCUUACUAUAUGCUACAACCAUCUUCAGAAUAGUAUCAUGCUAUUUUUCAUUAUUAAAGUUCACUGAAGAGCUUAUGGAGGAGCCAAAGGAUCCUGCUGGAGUGGGAAUUCUAAUGCAAAGCAGACAUCAUCCUCCACUUCAAAGAGUUAAUAUGACUUGGGGCUUUCUCUCCUGGUCAUGCCAGGAGGAACCCGAGAGCAUCCAGCGUCCCUGCGCCCAUCUCAAGCAACACAAGUGCUGGUGUUCCGGCUUUACAGGACAUUGACAAUAUACUAACAUAAACGUGCUCUUCACAUCCCUGAGAAAAUCACUGACAAAACUGUAAUGCAAUAAAAUGUACACAUUCAACAAA
Columba livia (rock pigeon) is the source of this 2512-nucleotide messenger RNA. RefSeq names its product SIVA1 apoptosis inducing factor (gene SIVA1). Gene Ontology annotation, molecular function: CD27 receptor binding. The coding region runs from base 44 to 757 and encodes 237 amino acids. Lineage: Eukaryota; Metazoa; Chordata; Aves; Columbiformes; Columbidae. Gene Ontology annotation, biological process: extrinsic apoptotic signaling pathway. The record is from RefSeq and is a predicted model, not a curated record. The transcript has 4 exons.